Metarhizium album ARSEF 1941 is the source of this 1512-nucleotide messenger RNA. Its product is annotated as dolichyl glycosyltransferase. The record is from RefSeq and is a predicted model, not a curated record. Gene Ontology annotation, biological process: protein N-linked glycosylation. Gene Ontology annotation, molecular function: dolichyl pyrophosphate Glc1Man9GlcNAc2 alpha-1,3-glucosyltransferase activity. The transcript has 3 exons. Gene Ontology annotation, cellular component: endoplasmic reticulum membrane. Lineage: Eukaryota; Fungi; Ascomycota; Sordariomycetes; Hypocreales; Clavicipitaceae. The coding region runs from base 1 to 1512 and encodes 503 amino acids.
AUGUCGGAAUCACAUCCCAGUCUCACGCAGUGUGCGGUCGUGGCCCUCGCGUUCAAAAUCCUCUUGUUCCCAGCCUACAAAUCCACCGAUUUUGAGGUUCACCGCAACUGGCUUGCCAUCACCAACAGCCUCCCUAUAUCUGAAUGGUAUUACGACAAGACCUCGGAAUGGACGCUCGACUAUCCUCCGUUUUUUGCCUACUUCGAGUGGGUUCUUGCGCACUUGGCUCGCUUGGUUGACCCGGCCAUGGUUAAGAUCUACAACUUGAAUCACGAAAGCUGGCAAACCGUGUACUUUCAACGUGCAACUGUCAUAGGUUCCGAGCUGCUGCUCAUUUACGCGCUCCAGCUCUUUAUUGACACGACAAAUCUGCCAUCGAAGCGAGCCGCCCAGGUUGCUGCACUGUCUGUCUUGCUCUCUCCCGGCUUAUUGAUCACAGACCACAUUCACUUCCAGUACAACGGUUUCAUGUAUGGCAUUCUUUUGUGGUCGAUGGUUCUCGCUAGAUGCCAGUCCACGCUUUUGCAGAGCGGACUGAUCUUUGCGGCGCUUUUAUGCUUCAAGCAUAUCUACCUCUACCUGGCCCCGGCAUACUUUGUGUUUCUCCUGCGCACCUACUGCCUGUCGGCUAGCCCGCUCUUCCGGAUCAAAUUCCUGAACUGUACCAAGCUUGGAUUGGGCGUCAUCUCCAUUUUCGCCGCGGCAUUUGGCCCGUUUGCUUUUAUGGGGCAGAUGCCGCAACUGCUGGGCAGGCUUUUCCCGUUCUCCCGUGGGCUUUGCCACGCAUACUGGGCUCCUAAUGUGUGGGCACUCUACUCCUUGGCGGAUCGCGUUUUAAUCCACCUUGCCCCAAGGCUGGGCCUCUCAGUAAAGCCCGAGGCUGUGCGAAGCGUCACUAGAGGACUAGUUGGCGAUACUGCCUUUGCAGUUUUGCCCGAGAUCUCACCCAGAGUGUGCUUUGCGUUAACACUGAUCUUCCAGGGCCUUCCUCUCCUCAAGCUUUUCUUCGCCUCUGAUCCUUCAUGGGAGGCAUUUGUCGGUAGUGUCACUCUUUGUGGAUAUGCAUCGUUUCUCUUCGGGUGGCAUGUGCACGAAAAGGCCAUUCUGCUGGUCAUCAUCCCGUUUAGUCUCAUCGCGCUCCGGGACCGAAGACAUCUCGGCGCCUUCCGUCCAUUGGCGGUUGCUGGUCACGUUUCUCUGUUUCCAUUGCUAUUUACUCCGGCUGAAUUCCCUGUCAAGACCAUGUACACCGUUUUCUGGCUGGUUCUAUUUUUGAUGUCGUUUGACCGGCUGGCGCCUGCGUCAAGUAAGCCACGGGUGUUUCUGCUGGAUCGUUUCAGCACACUGUACAUUGCGGUGAGCAUUCCACUGAUCGCAUAUACGUCUCUGCUGCACCAAAUUAUUUUUGGGAAGAGCUAUGAGUUCCUUCCCCUCAUGUUUACCAGCGCGUAUGCCGCCAUAGGGGUGGUGGGCAGCUGGGUUGGAUACAUGGUGGUAUACGUUACUUCUUGA